AAGAAAGCUCCGCGGCCUUUUGAAAUUUAUUCGUCAUUCCUAUCGUAAAUAAACUUUUUUGGUCGUAGCUUCUAAUGUGUGACAGAUCAUAUAAAUUAUUUUUGGCAUUGAUUUUAAGAUGUCACACCACUACUUUUGCAUGUCGAACCUCAAGGUUGGCGUUUCUCGACUAAGGAUAGGUAGCUGAACAACGUUUUACACGGCUGUUCGUCUAACCCUUAAUUAUGAAUAGCCAACCGACGGUUCGGGAUGGUCUCGCAAGAGACGUUGAAUCUAGAUUGAAUGAAGAACAUGGGAAAGGGGAGUCUGAUGGAGCUAUUCUCGAGGAUCGCGAUCGUGGCAACCACGCCGAUGAUGAAUUAUCUCCCCCUAGGGAUGACCGGGAUGGUACUACGAAUACCAACCAACCACUUAUGAGCGGAUGGCCUUUUUACGUCCUCAUGGCUUCCGUUACCUUGGGCGUUCUCUUGAUAGCAUUCAAUGCUACCGCCGUAGGAACUGCAAUUCCUGCAAUCACAAAUGAAUUCAACACCGUGAAUGAUGUUGGAUGGUAUUCUUCAGCAUACUUGAUAGCCAAUUGCGUUAUGGUACCCUUUGUUGGGAAGUUGUAUAGAUCUUUCCGAAUCAAAGUCGUAUUCAUUACCUUCAUUGUCAUCUUCGAAAUCGGGUCUCUAAUUGCAGCGCUGUCGACGUCUUCUAUGAUGCUCAUCAUCGCAAGAGCGAUAAGCGGUAUAGGGGGUUCUGGCAUCUUGAACGGCGGAUCCACUAUUGUUGCUGCUACUGUCCCGAUAGCAAACCGGUCCUUUUUAAACGGCAUCAUCCUAGGCUGCUUCGCUGUUGGCCAGGCGGCUGGCCCCUUGAUUGGGGGUGCUCUGACGCAGGGAAUAACAUGGCGCUGGUGUUUUUACAUUAACCUACCAGUAGGGGGGUUGGUCGUUUUUCUGUUCGUAUUCGUCGUAAGGCUACCUGUGUCGAGGCUUUCCGAAGUACAAACGUCCCUCCUACAACGAGUACUCGAUAUCGACUUUGUGGGAUUUGUCUUCUUUGCAGCAGCGUCCCUCAUGUUGCUGAUAGGUUUGCAAUGGGGCGGCACCGAGUACCCAUGGAAUUCUUCGACAGUCAUCGGGCUCAUGUGCGGCGGAGCGGCAACCUUCGGCGUCUUAGGAUUCUGGUUCGCUUAUAAGGGGGAGGCGGCUUUAUUACCGCCUAGAUUACUACGCAACCGAAUCAAUACUAUGAUCACCAUUACUUCGUUCGUGCAAAGCGGUGGAUCUAUCAAUGCUCUCUACUGGCUACCUGUCUGGUUUCAAGCAAUUCAAGGCGCAGACGCGUUGCGGAGUGGUGUAAUGAUUCUCCCUCUGAUACUGUCACAACUCGUCGCGUCUGUGGUAUGCGGUGCCCUUGUCCAGAAAACCGGCUACUACCUGCCCGAGGUAAUAGGGGGGAACGCUUUGGUAGCGAUCGGGGCUGGUCUGACAUCAACAUUCACCCCGACCACUCCCUUAGGAAAUAUCAUCGGAUAUCAAAUCCUUAUGGGAGCCGGUCGAGGCUUUGUAUUACAGCUAUUAGUCACUGCCAUACAAGCCAACUGCCCUAGAGAAGAUGCAUCGAUAGCGACCGGGUACGCCAUGUUUUCUCAAUUAUUGGGGGGCGCGAUUUUCUCCGCUGUCGGAAAAAGCAUUUUCACAAGCUCGAUACCAACAGCUCUCCAGAAGUUCGCGCCGGAUAUCGAUGCGAACUUGGUGAUUAAUAGCGGUGUGACGGAGAUAUCCAAAGUUGUCCCAUCAGAUAAACUAGCAGGAACACUGUUAGCUUACAACCAAGCUAUCAAUCAUGUAUUCUAUCUUCAAAUUGCUGCAGCAGGCUGUGCAUUUUUAAGCGGUUGGGGAAUGGGAUGGAAGAAUUUAAAACAAAUCAAGCAAGAACAAGAACGAGAAAAAGAAGAGAAGAGCGACGCUGAGUUGACGGCGGCAAGGCCCUGUGAGAAAGAAUGAGGAGGAUAGCCGCUUAAGAUGUAUGAAUCUUUCAUGGCCUAGAACGUACCUACAUAAGACUUAUGUAAGUAGGUAACUAGGUAGGUACCUAACCUAUAAAAGAAAG
Messenger RNA from Annulohypoxylon maeteangense, 2100 nucleotides. Its product is annotated as MFS general substrate transporter. NCBI's taxonomy places the organism in Eukaryota, Fungi, Ascomycota, Sordariomycetes, Xylariales, Hypoxylaceae. The record is from RefSeq and is a predicted model, not a curated record. Gene Ontology annotation, molecular function: transmembrane transporter activity. Gene Ontology annotation, biological process: transmembrane transport. Bases 225 to 1994 code for a protein of 589 amino acids. The transcript has 6 exons.